AUGACAACUCCCAGUAAUAUGCUGUACAUUUUUACCACCAAUGUUUAUGGUGGUGCGAAGAAGCUGUCCAGGGCUUUUGGAAACAGAGGAUGUUCCGGAUUCCACUCAGAGCUUCAGGGCUGCACCUGCCCGCGGAGCCAGCAGGACGCAGCGCGGCUGCCCAAGGGGACCGUGCGCGGGGGCGGCGGGAAGAAGCAGCAGCUCCGGCAAGAGGCAGCUGCUUCACGCGGCUGUGAGGGUGCGGCGAGGCAACGCCGCCGCCCUUCGCCCCAGCCGCGCCUCGGCACCAUGGACACCUCCGCGGCCGCCCGCGCGCUGCUCCUGCUCGGCGCCCUCGCGCUGUCAGUGCGGGGCGGCGCAGGCUCGGCGGGCAGCGCCGGCGGCAGGCGCCAGCGGAGCUGCCCGGCUGCCUGCCACUGUGAGCGAGACGGCGUGCUGCUGAGGGUGGACUGCUCGGACCUGGGCCUCGGCGCCGUGCCUGCCAACCUCAGCGCCCUCACCUCCUACCUUGACCUCAGUAUGAACAACAUCUCUAAACUGCCCUCCAACUUCCUGCACAAUCUCCGCUUCCUGGAAGAGCUACGUCUGGCAGGAAAUGGCCUGACACACAUCCCCAAAGGAGCAUUUGCUGGGCUGUACAGUCUUAAAGUUUUAAUGCUUCAGAACAAUCAGCUCAGACAAAUUCCCAAUGAAGCACUCCAGAAUUUGCGGUCUCUCCAGUCAUUGCGUCUGGAUGCUAACCAUAUCAGCUUCGUACCUCCCAACUGUUUCAGUGGCUUGGUUUCACUAAGACACCUGUGGCUAGAUGACAACUCUUUGUCAGAAAUUCCAGUGAAAGCCUUCCGGAGUUUGCCAGCACUUCAGGCAAUGACACUGGCACUGAACAAAAUACACCAUAUUCCAGAUUAUGCUUUUGGAAACCUCUCCAGCUUAGUAGUUCUGCAUCUCCAUAAUAAUAGAAUCUUUUCCCUGGGAAAGAAGUGCUUUGAUGGUCUCCACAGCCUAGAGACUUUAGAUCUAAAUUACAACAAUCUGGAUGAAUUCCCUACCUCUGUCCGAGCACUCAGAAACCUGAAAGAACUGGGAUUUCAUAGUAAUAAUAUCAGGUCAAUACCCGAACAGGCAUUUGUGGGCAAUCCAUCACUCAUAGCGAUCCAUUUUUAUGACAACCCUAUUCAGACUGUGGGAAAGUCUGCUUUUCAGCACUUACCUGAACUCAGAACCUUGACAUUAAAUGGUGCUUCACAGAUAACAGAGUUUCCUGAUCUGACCGGGACAACAAGCCUGGAAAGCCUAACCCUUACAGGAGCUCAGAUCUCAUCUCUUCCUGAAACAGUCUGUGAUCAACUCCCCAACCUCCAAGUACUAGACCUUUCCUAUAAUCGGCUGAAAGACCUGCCCCAUUUCACUGCUUGUGAAAAACUUCAGAAAAUUGACCUACACCAUAAUGAGAUAUAUGAAAUCCAAGUGGGCACUUUUCAGCAGCUGGUUGCCUUGCGUUCACUGGAUUUAGCUUGGAACAAAAUAUCGAUCAUUCAUGCCAAUGCAUUCUCCUCUUUAUUGUCCUUGAUUAAACUGGAUCUGUCAUCCAACCUUUUGUCCUCUUUUCCUGUAACUGGCCUAUAUGGUUUAACUCAUCUAAAAUUAACAGGAAAUCAUGCUCUACAAAGUUUGAUAUCAUCUGAAAACUUUCCAGAACUCAAGGUAAUCGAAAUGCCUUAUGCUUACCAGUGCUGCGCGUUUGUGGCUUGUGACAGCCACUACAAAAUCCAAAAUCAGUGGAGCAAAGAUGAUAACAGCAGUAUGGAUGAAUUUCAGAGGAAAGAUACUGGUGUGUUCCAUGCACAUGAUGAUCAUGACUUUGAAGAUUUUCUUCUUGACUUUGAUGAAGAUUUGAAAGCUCAUCAUUCAGUACAAUGCUCUCCUUCCCCCGGACCUUUCAAGCCUUGCGACUACCUCUUUGGCAGUUGGCUCAUCAGAAUAGGAGUGUGGACCAUAGUGGUUUUGGCCUUCAUUUGCAAUGCGUUGGUGAUUGUGACCAUCUUCAGAUUUCCGCCGUACAUCUCCUCCAUAAAGCUGUUAAUUGGACUGAUCGCUGUAGUGAACACUCUCAUGGGCGUGUGUAGCAGCGUGCUGGCCAGUGUGGAUGCACUCACCUUCGGGGUCUUUGCUAAGUAUGGCGCUUGGUGGGAGGGUGGGGCUGGCUGCCACACCAUUGGCCUCCUCUUCAUCUUCGCUUCCGAGGCUUCCAUUUUCUUGCUCACAUUAGCAGCUCUUGAGCGCGGGUUCUCUGUGAAACAUGCCACCAAGUCUGAGACAAAAGCUACCCUUGCCAGCAUGAGAAUUGCUGUUUUCUUUUGCUUUGGGUUGGCUUUAAUUGUUGCAGUGAUACCGGUACUGGGUGGGAGUGAGUAUGGGGUUUCUCCCCUGUGCAUACCAUUACUUUCUUGUAAUGACAGUAGCCUAUACAAAACUCUACUGUAGCCUGGACAAGGGAGAACUGGACAAUAUUUUGGACUGCUCCAUGGUCAAGCAUAUCGCUCUAUUACUUUUCACUAA
This is a messenger RNA of Varanus komodoensis (Komodo dragon), 2559 nucleotides long. RefSeq names its product leucine rich repeat containing G protein-coupled receptor 5 (gene LGR5). The record is from RefSeq and is a predicted model, not a curated record. Gene Ontology annotation, cellular component: membrane. Gene Ontology annotation, biological process: G protein-coupled receptor signaling pathway. NCBI's taxonomy places the organism in Eukaryota, Metazoa, Chordata, Lepidosauria, Squamata, Varanidae. The transcript has 21 exons. Gene Ontology annotation, molecular function: protein-hormone receptor activity; protein binding; G protein-coupled receptor activity.